UUUUCCAAUCGCUGAUCUCAACUGAAGUUUCCUCUGUCAGCUUCACGAAGAGUCUGAAGAAACUCCUCGAAAAUGACAAAAGUAUCGUCUCGGCUGACCAUCGUUGAAGUCUGCUGCGGGAAAAGCCAAAGGGAACUUAACGCCAUUUAAGUCCCAACAAUGCGGCUCAAACAACGACUGCAGUGAUUUGUGGUCGCGGUGGUUGUGUGUGCUGCUCUUGCUAGCUAGGGCUUGGUCCCGUUACAGUUGUGAGUCGGCGGCUCACCAAGAUGUCUACGGAGGAGCAGGAAUUCCCCGAAGCGGUACUGGUGACUGAGUCCGGGCCACACUGGCUCCGAGUGGAGGUCGAGCGUCUCACCCGGGAGCUCCGUGAGACGACCCAUGAGAAGAUCCAGGCGGCGGAGUACGGGCUGGCGGUGCUGGAGGAGAAACAGCAGCUCAAGCAGCGAUUUGAUGAGUUGGAGACAGAAUACGAGACGGUUCGACAUGAGCUGGAUCAGCUGAAGGAGGCCUUUGGACAAGCAUAUUCAGCUCACAGGAAGGUGGCAGCAGAUGGGGAAAGCAGGGAAGAGUCACUGAUGCUGGAGUCUGCCAGUAAGGAGGCUCUCUACCAGCAGAAGCUCCUAGAGCUGCAGAAUGACCUCCGACAGACCAAAGCCUCCCUCACAAGCGUACAAGCUGAAAAUGAUCGCCUGUCUUCCAUUGCCCUGGAGAUAAGAGAGAAUUCAGAGCUGGCAGAGCUGCAGCGUGGUCAGCUGCGUGAUGACCUGAGAGAGUACAAGGUACGAGAAGCUCGUCUGCUGCAGGACUACAGCGAGCUGGAGGAGGAGAACAUCUCUCUUCAGAAACAAGUGUCCGUGCUGAGACAGACCCAGGUGGAAUUUGAAGGUCUCAAGCAUGAAAUCCGCCGUCUGGAGGAGGACUCGCAGUGCCUACACAGCCAGCAGGAGGAAGCCAUGCGUCUGAGAGAGAUCACUGAGCGACAGCUGACGGAGGCCUUGGAAACGAUUAAAUCGGAGCGUGAGCAGAAGGCCACUCUUCGCAAGGAGCUCUCCCACUAUAUGACCAUCGGCGGCUCUGUGUACAGCAGCUCUUUCAGUGUCUCCCUCGACAACCUAAAACUCCACGAGGAUUCCUCCACCAUUACAGAGCCAGACAACGAUGAUCUCAUCAGAGGCUUUGAAAACGGCUUGGCCAAGAUGGGUGAAGGUGAUGGAGACAACAGAGCUGCUGGGAACAAGAGAGGAGAUGCUUUCAAGCCGGCUCCCAGUCUGGUGGAUGACCUGCUGAGUGAGCUCAACAUCUCUGAGAUCCAGAAGCUUAAACAACAGCUUGUGCAGGUGGAGCGGGAGAAAGCCGCCCUGAUCAAUUCUCUCCAGGAGAACCAGAGGCACCUGGAACAGGCCUAUGGGACUGUGGCUGAGCAAAAGGAAACGGUCAACAGGCUGACGGAGAACCUCACUGCAAUGAGGAAACUUCAGGCCAGUAAGGAGCGCCACUCUGCCCUCGACAGUGAAAAAGACAGGGACAGCCAUGAUGACGGAGAUUACUACGAGCUAGACAUCAAUGGACCCGAGAUUCUUCAGUGUAAAUACACUGUGGCGGUGUCUGAAGCUGGGGAGUUGAGGCAGGAGCUGAAGACUCUGAGGUCACAGUACGAGGAGUGUCGAACCCAGUAUGAAGGUGAGCGGGCGCGGCUGGAUAGUGACAUCCAGGAGUUGAGGUCAAAGUUGGCGUCCCUGGAGAAGAUUAGCCAAGUAGACAAAGCAGAGGUGGCUCGUCUGGAGAAGGAGCUCCGUCUGGUCAGUGAGGCAGCAGGAGAAUCACUUGGCAGCCUUAAUGUGGCACAGGAUGAGCUCAUAGCCUUCAGUGAAGAGCUGGCCAAUCUCUACAACCAUGUGUGUAUGUGCAACAAUGAAACCCCCAACCGUGUCAUGCUCGACUACUACAAAGAAGGAAAGGCCAUAGUAAGGAAGGGGCAUGAAGGGAAGGAGCACCAGUCUUCCAUACUUCUCACUAAUGGGCUGAUCACGGAGACUGAACCUGGAAAUUCCAGCAGCACCAUGGUCGUGUCAGUCCCAGAACACCGGCCAGAACCCAUGAACGUCUACAACCUCGUAGCCAUCAUCAGGGACCAGAUCCGCCACCUGCAGCAGGCAGUGGACCGCACCACAGAACUGUCACGUCAGAGACUUGCUAAUCUGGAGUUGAGCACAGUGUUGGACAAGGACAAAGAGGCUUGCAUAGGCGAGAUCCUCAAACUGAAGUCUCUACUAAGCACCAAAAGGGAACAGAUCGCCACUCUCAGAGCUGUGCUGAAGGCCAACAAACAGACGGCUGAGGUUGCUCUGACCAACCUGAAGAGUAAGUAUAACAGCGAGAAGGGCAUGGUGACCGAGACAAUAACGAAGCUCCGCAAUGAACUUAAGGCUCUGAAAGAGGACGCUGCAACGUUCUCUUCUCUUCGAGCCAUGUUUGCGACAAGGUGUGAUGAGUAUGUGACCCAGCUGGAUGACAUGCAGAGGCAGCUGCUCGCUGCCGAGGAUGAGAAGAAGACCCUGAAUUCUCUGUUGCGUAUGGCCAUCCAGCAGAAACUGGCCUUGACCCAGCGCCUGGAGGACUUGGAGUUUGAUCAUGAGCAGGAGCGCCGCAACAAUGCCACGGGCAAAACAAAGGCCAAGGGAGCCUCUUCCAGCCAUCAUUAAAUCUAUCAUGCCAAGUGUCCUUAAGGAGGUUCGUCAGUGUCUGACAGUUGCCAGUCAUCUGGUUCCUUCACUCUCUAAUCAUGGUCAAAAUCAUGUUGUCGCCAACACAAGAACAUAUACAACAGUAUUUUCCAGGGGCCUUGUUUUAGAGUGCCAAAACAAGUAUGUAAAAUAAUGUUGAACAUGCAGAAAGAAUGACUCAUCGCAUCAGUUGCCAACUGCAGUCCUCCAUCAAUCCACCGACUCAAUGCGCCACUAUUAUUUUGCACCACCGGAAGAAUCCAGAUGAGUGUUUUGCCAAUUACCCGUUGCCUAUGUAAUCCUGACUGUGCACUUUUUGUUUCUCACUUGCUCUUAGGUGAUUCCUCUUUCUUUUUAAAAAUCAUACUAAUUGUUUCAAGUAUUGUAUGAUAUUUUUUACCGGAUGUGCAUGUUAAUCUACCAGAUUAUUGGUGAUAUUUUCAAGUGAGUCAACAUAUAUUUUUAUCCCUAUUUAUUUUAUACCAAUAAAUCCAGAGAGUAUGUAAUUAUUCUUUUAAAACCAGAGCUUUCACUCACUGGUUGAAUUCCUACACUAGUCUACCUUUUUAGUAUUUUUCCUUUUGGCCUUAAACAUAUGGGUGCCUUUCUAUCAACCCAUAGAGACACUUUCAAAGUUAUCAUCGUUCUUGAUAACCAAUUCUCCUGGUUCGCUUAUUUAAAAAAAUAAUUCAAUAUAUUAUUUUCACUAUAUGACCGUGCAAUUAUGGAGCUUCAGUUUCAAGGUCUUACUACAUGUUGUAUAAUUGGGCUUCUCUUUUGUAGACAUGGCAGAACUGUUACAAAUUCAAGUAUUCUUGUUAUGACUUAGGAAAGGUAUUGAUGCAAAGCUUAUUUAAAUAUUUUUAAGUUAAGGUCAGAUGUUAAUAGUAUUCAUAAACUUUAUUCAUGAAGGAGUUUUUAAAUGUAAUUGUUUUAAUACAACUUUUUGUAAACCUUUUGACUCCUAACAUCUGCAAACAACAAUUCUGCAGUACCAUUUUGUGUUACAAGUGCAAUUUGCAAACAUGGCAAGAAAGAGACAACUAAAUGUUUAUGCUAUUUAAAAAAUAUUGUACACAUUGUUGCUCACAUGCUUGGUCCUAAUUGAUUUGUUUUGUAUGUCUUUAUUAUAACUGCAAUUGUAUUUAUUUGACACUGUUCAGACUACAGGAUGUCAUCAUCCUCUUCAUUUCAUAAGGGAGUUUGAGCGAAGGUGGCUGGCCAUAAUAUUGACAAGACUGAACUUGGGGUUAAACACAAGCAUAUUCAUGACUUUGGGCUGCUGUCUCUACUAACAGUUAUGGCUGGUAAAGAAAUAAAUCUAACUUUCACAAUA
Messenger RNA from Cyclopterus lumpus (lumpfish), 4062 nucleotides. Its product is annotated as protein bicaudal D homolog 2-like. The record is from RefSeq and is a predicted model, not a curated record. Gene Ontology annotation, molecular function: dynactin binding; cytoskeletal adaptor activity; dynein complex binding. The coding region runs from base 270 to 2705 and encodes 811 amino acids. Gene Ontology annotation, biological process: protein localization to organelle; microtubule anchoring at microtubule organizing center; regulation of microtubule cytoskeleton organization. Gene Ontology annotation, cellular component: Golgi apparatus; cytosol. The transcript is spliced from 8 exons. Lineage: Eukaryota; Metazoa; Chordata; Actinopteri; Perciformes; Cyclopteridae.